Leucoraja erinaceus (little skate) is the source of this 2908-nucleotide messenger RNA. RefSeq names its product vacuolar protein sorting-associated protein 52 homolog. Gene Ontology annotation, cellular component: GARP complex. Bases 1 to 534 code for a protein of 177 amino acids. Gene Ontology annotation, molecular function: syntaxin binding. The record is from RefSeq and is a predicted model, not a curated record. NCBI's taxonomy places the organism in Eukaryota, Metazoa, Chordata, Chondrichthyes, Rajiformes, Rajidae. The transcript has 3 exons. Gene Ontology annotation, biological process: lysosomal transport; Golgi to vacuole transport; endocytic recycling.
AUGCCCUUCUCCAAGUCAUUGCUGAAGAACAGGAACACCAUCUUCACCCUGGGUAACCGUGGAAACGUGAUUGCCUCAUCGGAACUGGAAGCCCCCAUCAUCGUGCCCCACGUAGCACAGAAGAACGACACUCGGUACCCCUUUGAGAGCCUGUUUCGGAGCCAGCACUACGGCCUUCUAGACAACAGCUGUCGUGAAUACCUCUUCCUCUGUGACUUCUUCAUGGUGACCGGAAACUCCGCUCAAGAUCUCUUCAACGCCAUCAAGGGUAAAACCCUCAGCAUUGUCUUGAAACACGUGGACACCUAUGUUGCCGAUUGCUACGACAGUAUCGCCGUUUUCCUGUCCAUCCACAUCAUCCUCCGCUUCAAGACCAUGAUGACCAAGCGGAACGUCCCUGCUGUCGACAAUGAAGUGAAGCAGAAUGUCCAAUGCUGGAGACAAAUAGCACCUCAUAUUUCACUCGGGCAGCUUGCACCCCAGCGAACAUUGAUUUCUGAUGAAGGAUCUCGACCCGAAAACGUCACCCAUUGAGUUUGAAAAAGGGUCUCGACUCGAAACGUCACCCAUUGCUUCUCUCCAGAGACACUGCCUCUCCCGCUGAGUUACUCCAGCUUUUUGUCUAUCUUCGGUUAUACCAGCAUCUGCCAUUCCUUCUUAUACAUUGACUUCUCUAGCUUCAAGUAAGCCUUGCUUUCCCUCUCUCUCUCUUCAUCCCCCCCCCUCCCUUCCCAGUUCUUCAACCAGUCUUACUGGCUCCGAAUACAUUUUAUCUCUGUUUGCUUUGUUGUCACCUUCUCCCAGCGAACACUGGUCUAUUCUACAUUUUCCUGCAUCUCCAUUCCCUUUGUCCUGUUUUCACACCUUGCACUUCCUUAUCUAUGUAUCUCCCUCUCCCCUGACAUCAGUCUUAAGAAGGGAACUGCAGAUGCGGGUUUAAACCGAAGAUAGACACAAACUGCUGGAGUAACGCAGCGGGACAGGCAGCAUCUUUGGAGAGAAGGGUGAUGUUUCGGGUCGAGAUCCUUCUUCAGACUUCGCCUAUCCACGUUCUCCACAGAUGAUGCCUGACCAGCUGAGUUACACCAGCACUCUGUGAAACGUCACCUAUCCAUGUUCUCCACAGAUGCUGCCUGACCCGCUGAGUUACUCCAGCCCUCUGUGAAACGUCACCUAUCCAUGUUCUCCACAGAUGCUGCCUGACCCACUGAGUUACUCCAGCACUCUGUGAAACGUCACCUAUCCAUGUUCUCCACAGAUGCUGCCUGACCCGCUGAGUUACUCCAGCACUCUGUGAAACGUCACCUACCCAUGUUCUCCACAGAUGCUGCCUGCGCAUCAUCUUAGUGUGGUUAAGUUUAGUUUAGUUUAGUUUAGAGAUACAGCAUGGAAACAGGCCAGGCCGACCAUCGAUCACCCGUUCUCAUUACUUCUAUGUUAUCCCGCUUUUGCAUCCACUCCUUACACGUUUAGUUUAACCUACUUUAAUGAUUCCCGGUGGAAACAGGCCCUUCGACCCACCGGGUCCGCAACGACCAGUGAUCCCCGCACAUUAACACUAUCUUACAUACACGAGGGACAAUUUUUACAUUUACCAAGCUAAUUAACCUACAAACCUGUGCGUCUUUGGAGCGUGGGAGGAAACCGAAUCUCAGAGAAAACCCACGCAUGUCACAGGGAGAAUGUACAAACUCCGUUUAGACAUGCUGUAGUUUGAAUCGAACCCGGGUCUCCAGCGCUGCAUUCGCAGUAAGGCAGCAACUCCACCACUGUGCCACCGUGACAGCCCACAUGUUUAAGAACAUUUGUUGUACUUGUAUUCAGUGGGUGGGUUUUGUUCUGAAUUACUUGGUGUUGUAAAUACUGGUAUGAAUCUAUUUUACUUCGGAGUCACGUGAGUGACUUCGUGAAGAACCCGCUUACAACGCAUGCGUGUCAUGGACGACAGAUAGCACAAUGGGCUAAGAGUUCGGCUGGCGACCGGAAGGUAGUCGGUUCAAAUCCCGCUUGGAGUGCAUACUGUCGUUGUGUCCUUGGGCAAGACACUUCACCCACCUUUGCCUGUAAUGGAAUGUUACGGCGGCAGGCGCGGGCACACCGCGACGCCCUGUGUCUCCCUUUCAAGGGAGAUGCUAAAAAUGCAUUUCGUUGUCUCUGUACUGUACACUGACAAUGACAAUAAAUUGAAUCAUUUCAUUUCAUUUCAUUUCAUUACGCUAACGCAUUGCAACUCGUCAUUGUCGGGAGGAAGGACGUUCCUCCCAAACGGCGGGGUUUUCGAACCUGCAACAGUAAGGUAAGUGAACAUCGUUCUUUACCUACCUUUUUAUACAGAAGGCUGUUGGAAGCUGGCGGGGGAGAAGUCUGCAAGCGCCGACAAGGACAGCAGGCAGCCAGCAACGGCCGGUGGCACGACAGUCUCCCUUAGCGGGAGUUCGUGCGACUUUAGCUCCGGGAAGAAAAUACCGACAAGGGAGCACUCCGGAGCCGACACAGCCCCAAAGACCGACGCUACAUGGGCCUGGGGCUGUGGAACAGGUAAGAAAAUUCCUUACCUUUUCUUAUUCUUUCCAGGAAAGCUGACGAGCUGCCGUUUCUACAGCAGCAGUCAGCCAGCAACGGAAGUCGGCACCACUGUCUCCCAUAACUGGAGCGAGUGCCAACUUCACCCCAUACGGGGUGGAGGGAAAAAACAGAGCCAACAACCCACAAAACAGUGGGUUGUAUUAGUGCUCUGGCAUUUUUUAAAAUUAGCGGGUCCCUAGGAACAGAAGGACCAGCCCCGUAAACACCGGGGUCGGGCCGAGCGGCUCGAACCCGACACGGAGGGAACGACGUUCACCAGGGGAAAAAAUUAAAAGUCGGGAACAGCAGGUAAGAGACUCUGCGUUUCCUUCCACUUACCCUU